CUAUGAAAUACCAGCAGGUGGAAAUGAUAGGAAAAGUCUUUUCAAGAAGAGGCCUUUCAAACCUCGGUGGUCUUCGAUUUCUCAAUUGUGAUGCAUCAGCAUAUGAGACUGUUCUUGUUGAAAAACGUGAAAAAGUAGCUCUUAUUUCACUGAACAGACCAAAGGCUCUUAAUUCUAUCAACCAGCAAGUCAUUACAGAUCUCAACGCUGCUGUACUUGAUGCCAAUGCUGACAGUGACAUUGGAGCCAUUGUCCUCACUGGUUCCUCAAGGGCAUUUGCUGCUGGAGCUGACAUUAAGAUGAUGGAGUCCCUUUCUUUUGCUGAUACUUACAUGGGAGGAUUAUUCAAUGACUUGGAGAAUGUCACUAAAGCUAAAAAGCCGAUUAUUGCUGCUGUCAACGGUUUUGCCCUUGGAGGUGGUUGCGAGCUUGCAAUGAUGUGUGACUUUAUCUAUGCUGGCGAGAAAGCAAAGUUUGGUCAACCAGAAAUUACUUUGGGUGUAUUGCCUGGAGCUGGGGGUACACAGAGGCUCACUCGAUCUGUUGGGAAAAGCAAGGCUAUGGAAAUGUGUCUGACAGGCAACUUCAUUGAUGCACAAGAGGCUAAGCAGAUAGGACUUGCUGCUCAAAUUUUUCCUGUAGAUGAACUUGUUGACAAGGCUGUGGAAACUGCACAAAAGAUUGCUUCAUUUUCGAAGAUUGCUGUUGCUUUGAAUAAAGAAGCUGUCAAUGCUGCGUAUGAAACUUCACUGCAACUUGGUUUGGACUACGAAAAGCGACUGUUCUAUGCUUCCUUUGCAACUAAAGACCAAAGAGGCAUGAGUGCCUUCAGGCAGAAGCGAAUACCUCAGUUUACAGAUGAAUGAAUUCAUAAGUCAUAUUUAUAAUGUAUUUUUAUAAAUUAUUGACUGCAUUCAGAUAUAACUAUUAGAAGUUAGUUAACAAUUUUCUAGUUUUGGUACAGUGAACUUAGGUAGUAUAGUGAACUUAGGUGAAAAACAAAUCCUUUUUAAAAUAAUUUAUUGGAAAGUUUAAUGCAUGACUGAUUUUUAACAUUUAGUUCUGAAGUAUCGUAGAUCUACUGAUUAUGUAUCUUCAUCACAAUACAGUACCCAUAUAUUUUUUUUACAAUGGAAUAUGCAAUAUUUUAUCAAUGAAUUUCAUGUAGAAAUCAAGAA
Messenger RNA from Bolinopsis microptera, 1178 nucleotides. RefSeq names its product probable enoyl-CoA hydratase. NCBI's taxonomy places the organism in Eukaryota, Metazoa, Ctenophora, Tentaculata, Lobata, Bolinopsidae. Gene Ontology annotation, cellular component: mitochondrion. Gene Ontology annotation, biological process: fatty acid beta-oxidation. The record is from RefSeq and is a predicted model, not a curated record. Gene Ontology annotation, molecular function: enoyl-CoA hydratase activity.